ACAUGAUUUAUGUAACCAAAAUAAAUUUCAAAUAUUAUUGAUCAUAAGUAACGAUAGUACUAUAAAUAACUGGCUAAAAAAUAUAAUAAUUAAUAUAAAUUCUAAUCGAACAUAAUAUACAGAAUAUUCUAGUUACAGUAGUAACCUUAGUAAUCAUACAAACAUAUAAAAAAAAAAUUAUUAUUACCUUUUCAAUUUAAAUAAACUGUUAUUUAAUAAGACUAAAAUACUAGUGAUAACAAAGACUUUUCCGAUUUGGUAUAACCAACGUUGGUGACUAGAUGUUUAAUAAAAACGGAAAAUUGAUAAAGCACCUACAGACUCAUGCCAGACAAAAACCGUACACGUGUGACGUAUGUGACAAGUCAUUCAGUCAAAGUGGCUCCUUGUUGGUACAUCAGCGGACGCACGCAGAAGAGAAACCGUACCUAUGCGAUAUUUGUGAUAGGUCGUUCAGUAAUAAAGGAGAAUUGAUGGCGCAUUAUAGGACGCACCCAGGAGAGAAACCGUACCAAUGUGACGUGUGCGAUAAGUCAUUUUCAGUUAGCAGCAGUCUAACUAAGCACCGGAGGACACAUACUGGAGAAAAACCGUACCAGUGUGACGUGUGCGAUAAGUCAUUCAGUAAUAAUGGUGACUUGAAGAGACACCAGCGGACCCACACAGGAGAGAAACCGUACCAAUGUGACGUGUGCGAUAAGUCAUUUUCAGUCAAAAGCAGUCUAACUAUACACCGGAGGACACAUACUGGAGAAAAACCGUACCAGUGUGACGUGUGCGAUAAGUCAUUCAGUAAUAAUGGUGCCUUGAUUAUACACCGGCGGACCCACACAGGAGAGAAACCGUACCAAUGUGACGUGUGCGAUAAGUCAUUUUCAGUUAGCAGCAGUCUAACUAUACACCGGAGGACACAUACUGGAGAAAAACCGUACCAGUGUGACGUGUGCGAUAAGUCAUUCAGUAAUAAUGGUGACUUGAAGAGACACCAGCGGACCCACACAGGAGAGAAAUCGCACCAAUGUGACGUGUGCGAUAAGUCAUUUUCAGUUAGCAGCAGUCUAACUAAGCACCGGAGGACACAUACUGGAGAAAAACCGUACCAGUGUGACGUGUGCGAUAAGUCAUUUACAGUUAGCAGCCAACUAACUAUGCAUCGGAGGACACAUACUGGAGAAAAACCGUACCAGUGUGACGUGUGCGAUAAGUCAUUCAGUCAUAGUGGACAUUUGACGAAUCACCGGCGAAUGCACACAGGAGACAAACCGUACUUUUGCGACGUUUGUGACAAGUCAUUCAUUAAUAGUGGUGCCUUGAUUAAACACCGGCGGACCCACACAAGAGAGAAACCGUACAUUUGUGACGUGUGUGACAUGUCAUUUUCAGUUAGCAGCAGUCUAACUAUACACCGGAGGACACAUACUGGAGAAAAACCGUACCAGUGUGACGUGUGCGAUAAGUCAUUCAGUAAUAAUGGUGCCUUGAUUAAACACCGGCGGACCCACACAGGAGAGAAACCGUACAUUUGUGACGUGUGUGACAUGUCAUUUUCAGUUAGCAGCAGUCUAACUAAGCACCGGAGGACACAUACUGGAGAAAAACCGUACCAGUGUGACGUGUGCGAUAAGUCAUUUACAGUUAGCAGCCAACUAACUAUGCAUCGGAGGACACACACAGGAGACAAACCGUACUUUUGUGACGUUUGUGACAAGUCAUUCAUUAAUAGUAGUGCCUUGAUUAGGCACCGGCGUAUCCACACAGGAGAGAAACCGUACAUUUGUGACGUGUGUGACAAGUCAUUCAGACAAAGUUAUCAGAUGACGGUACAUCAAAAGACGCACACAGCAGAGAAACCAAUCCGUGUCCGUGUGAUGUGUUUGACGAGAGACUCGUAAAAACUGACUGACGGUACACUAGCGGACGCAUACGUUGAAGAUGUUAGAUAAAAUAUGAUAAUCGACAAAGGUCAAAUUAUCAAAAAUUUCUUUUUCGAAUUUUGUUGGUUUGAUUAAUAUUGAUAAUGAUCAAGCCUUUGAAUAUAACUGAAUA
Molecule: messenger RNA, 2046 nt
Organism: Acyrthosiphon pisum (pea aphid)
Lineage: Eukaryota; Metazoa; Arthropoda; Insecta; Hemiptera; Aphididae
Product: zinc finger protein 271-like
Exons: 1
Coding region: 282-1892 (536 amino acids)
Biological process (GO): regulation of transcription by RNA polymerase II
Cellular component (GO): nucleus
Molecular function (GO): DNA-binding transcription factor activity, RNA polymerase II-specific
Source: RefSeq, a predicted model, not a curated record